Musca domestica (house fly) is the source of this 1409-nucleotide messenger RNA. Its product is annotated as carbonic anhydrase 2-like. Gene Ontology annotation, cellular component: cytoplasm. The transcript has 6 exons. Gene Ontology annotation, molecular function: zinc ion binding; carbonate dehydratase activity. Bases 500 to 1375 code for a protein of 291 amino acids. Lineage: Eukaryota; Metazoa; Arthropoda; Insecta; Diptera; Muscidae. The record is from RefSeq and is a predicted model, not a curated record.
GAUACCAGAAGAGCACAAGAUUCCGAUUGUUUUGGAAAACAAAUUUUGUUGGAUUUGGUUUUGAGCAAAUGCUGCAAAGCCCGACCAACCGCCCGUCAAGCCAUAUAAGAAAUAAUGGUAACAACAACAUUGCAGUUAGUACGCGCCAGCAAUUGAAACCAAGACACGGAUAGCGGAACAGCGGUAUUAGAAAAAACAACACAAAACAAAACUGAAAAACGGAUAUACAAAAUAAACGUUAUAAUAUUUGAAUACAAUUUGAAUUUUUGUGACAGUUUUGAAAAUAAAAUUUUCUUAUUUGAAAAUUUCUCGUUUGUUGAAAAUAGAGGAAAAAAAGCAAGGAAAAUAUUUACUAUUUGUGUAACAAACAAGUGUAUCCGUGUGUGUGUGAGUCUGUGUACUAUUCACGCAAAUAUUUAAUUGCAAGGAAACGACAAUCUGCAGCCAAGAAUCUUUUUUCUCAAGAAAUCACCACCACCAUCACCAUCAGCUAUAAAUUAUGAGUCUUCCGGUGUUCGGCAACCUUUAUCAGCGUCUGCUGUUUCUUCUGCCAUUGGCCGCCGAUCAUUUCAACUAUGACGAGCCAGAGAAAUGGUAUACCCAGUUCCCACAAUGUGCCGGCUUUAGGCAAUCACCCAUCAUUAUAUCGACACCAAAGUCCAUAGAUAUCUUAAUAUUUCCACUGGAGUUUGGUUUUUACGAUACACCCUUAUCGAAAUCUGUAAAAUUGCACAAUAAUGGGCAUACUGUGGAAUUUGAUAUUCCGCCAACGUUGUCGGGCGAUAAACCUUACAUAAGCGGUGGUCUGCUCGAUGAUGAUAUUUACGAAGCGCAACAAGUUCAUUUCCAUUGGGGUUCUCCGACGCGCAAAGGAUCGGAACAUAUCGUAAAUGGUAAUCGUUACGAUAUCGAAAUGCAUAUCGUGCAUAAGAAUACAAAAUAUUCUAGUGUGGAAAUUGCACGACAAUAUGAAGAUGGUCUGGCUGUUGUGGCGGUGCUGUUUAAGGUGGUGAAGUCCGAUAAUGUUUUCUAUCCGGGGCUAAAUGUCAUCUACAAUAAUUUGGAAAAUGUCAAAAAUUUCAAUACCACCAGUGAUACCAUGUAUUUGAUUUCCAUGGCCUCCUUACUGGGCAAUAUAAAUCGUGAAGAUUUUUAUACCUAUGAAGGUUCGUUGACGACACCACCCUGUUCCGAAUCCGUGACAUGGAUUGUAUUUUCCGAUGUUCUGCCCAUUUCAUUCAAAGAGCUACCCAAAUUUUGGGGUAUCUUAAACGAACAGGGCAAAAACUUUGUCAAUGUCCGACCAGUACAGCACAAAGGUUUCCGCAAAGUUUUCCAUCGUAAGCCUUUAAUACAAUUUAAGUAUUUGGGUUAGUGGAAUGCAGUUUUGGUUUACUGGAGGAGUAACA